GAUUCCUGCGCCACAAAGAUCGUUGCGGAAAGCGGACUGCCUGUGUCCGCUGAGACAGACUUGCUCUCAAACUUUUGUGGGCGCUGCUUCUCGGCGCUGUAGCUUAUUUCUGUGGGCUUUUCUUACCGUGUUUGUUCAGAAAGCCCCUGAGCCAUGGAGGUAGCAAUUCCUAAAGACCUACAACAGGAGGCCAGCCUAGCCAAGAAGCGGUACAUGGACCUGUGCAGGCAGGGACAGAUCUUCGACGCCAGAAACAGGAUCAUUGGGGGAGACACACAAGCCUGGGAUGUUCAAGUUCGUAACCAGAAGAUAAAAGAAGUAACUGAAAAAGCUAGGGAUGAAACCUUUGCUGCCGAAAUGAGGCACAAUGACAAAGUCAUGUGCAUAAUGCAUGAUCGGGAACUGAGGCAAAGGAAGCAGCUGUGUAGAGCUAUCAAUGACUUCCAGCAGCGUUUUCAGAAGCCAGAAACUCGCCGUGAAUUUGAUCUUUCUGACCCCCUGGCCCUUAAGAAAGAGCUUCCAGCCUGGGUUUCAGACAAUGACACGCAGAACACCAUAUCAGGCAUGCAGAAGUUCAUGGGGGAGGAUUUAAAAUUCCAAGAGAGGAAGAGGAUCCAGAAGGAACAGAACCGAGAAUGGUCUCUGCAGCAGCACGGGGAAUGGGAGCGAGCCCAGGCUGAACACAAACUGGCAGAACUCCUCCACACACAGACGGAACUAAAGUUUGAUGAAGCAGCCAGAGACUUGCAGAGGCUGGAAAUCACCACCAGGAAGGCAGUCUGCGCAGCAGUGAAAGAGUUCAACAAGAAACAGGUUGUGGAGUUGGCAGAAAGGAAGAGGCAAGUGAAACAACAAGAACAAGAGGACAACAUGAGCGAGAUCACCAACCUGCUGCGUGGGGACCUACUCACUGAGGACCCUCAGCAGGCAGCCAGCAACUCUGGACCUCGCCAUCUGAUGCUUGACCGCUGGAAGGGCAUGAACCGGGAGCAGUUGGAGGAGAUCUGGUCAACAUGGAAGCAGCAAAUCCAUGAGAAACUGAGGCUUCAGGAGGAAGAGCGCCAGCACAACAUGGACUGGGACCUGCGCAGGACCCGGAAGGCUCAUGCCAGCCUGCUGCAGGAGCGACAACAGCAGCGUUUGUUGCGGGAACAGCGCAAGGCCUUGGACUGCAGCAACCUCAGCCUGGCCAAGCAGCAGUAUUUACAGAAAAGACAAUUGGAUGCAGCCCCCUCAAGUCAACCCACAGAAGACUAUUUCUCACAGUUUAAUACAAGAAGCCGCUAAUG
Messenger RNA from Rattus rattus (black rat), 1289 nucleotides. It is a transcript of the gene Ribc2, whose product is annotated as RIB43A domain with coiled-coils 2. Lineage: Eukaryota; Metazoa; Chordata; Mammalia; Rodentia; Muridae. The record is from RefSeq and is a predicted model, not a curated record. Bases 154 to 1287 code for a protein of 377 amino acids. The transcript has 7 exons.